AUGCCAAUAUGGAACAUUCGCUAUUUUGCUGUCAAUACGAAAGCCCCUUUAAAAAAAUCACUCAAAGAACCUACACUACCCGCUUCUCGUCCCCCGGCUGCUAUUGAUAAGACUAUCAGAACAACACAAACUUCUACAGAUUGGAAAAUUAUUAAAAAUCUGGUCCGUUAUAUUUGGCCAAAAGAUGAUCCGGCUGUCAAAAUUCGGGUGGUAACUGCCUUAUCAUUGUUGGUUGCGGGCAAACUCCUUAAUGUGCAAGUUCCAUUUUUUUUUAAACAUGUAGUCGACUCCUUAAAUAUUGAUAUGUCACAAUUUGGAACAGUAUGGACGAUUGCUGGAGCAAUGAUAAUCGGAUGCAAGUAUGGUGCAGCUCGCAUUGGUUCGACUAUAUUUCAAGAAUUAAGAAAUGCAAUAUUCGCAAAUGUGGCCCAAAAAGCCAUUCGUAAGCUUGCUAGGAAUGUGUUUUAUCACUUGCAUCAACUUGAUUUAAAUUUCCAUUUAUCUCGCCAAACUGGUGGUUUAAGUAGGGCUAUUGAUCGUGGAACGAAAGGUAUAAGCUUUUUGCUUUCAUCCCUUGUUUUUCAUGUAAUACCUACUGCAUUGGAAAUAUCCAUUGUGUGUAGUAUUUUGGUAUAUAAUUAUGGCACGCACUUUGCAACAGUUACGGCACUUACAAUGCUAACUUAUGCAGUUUUCACCAUUAAAACAACAUCAUGGCGAACAAAAUUCAGAAAAGAGGCUAAUCAAGCUGAUAAUGAAGCUGCCACAGUUGCGGUUGAUUCCUUGAUUAAUUAUGAAGCCGUAAAGUAUUUUAAUAAUGAAAAAUUUGAAACAGAACAAUAUGAUAAGGCUUUGGAGAAAUAUGAGAAAGCAUCUCUUAAAAUUGCGACAUCUCUUUCCCUCCUAAAUUCGGGACAAAAUAUUAUAUUUAGUAGUGCGUUGACCACUAUGAUGUUUCUGGCUGCUCAAGGGGUUGUUUCAGGGAAUCUUACGGUCGGUGAUUUGGUGAUGGUCAACCAGCUCGUAUUUCAAUUAUCUUUACCUCUCAAUUUUCUCGGUUCGGUAUAUAGGGAACUGCGUCAAAGUUUGAUUGAUAUGGACAUUAUGUUCAAUUUACAAGGAGUGAAUAUUUCUAUCAAGGAUUCACUCAACGCAAAACCUUUAAUGCAUAAAGGUGGUGAAAUAAAAUUUGAAGAUGUUAUAUUUGGAUACCACCCUGACCGCUUAAUUUUGAAAGGAAUAAGUUUUACUGUACCUAGAGGAAAGAAAGUUGCAGUGGUAGGACCAAGUGGAUGUGGGAAAUCAACUAUUCUCCGAUUACUUUUCCGGUUUUACGAUCCACAGAGCGGUAACAUAUAUAUCGAUGGACAAAAUAUUAAAGAUGUAACAUUGGAAAGUUUAAGAGCGAACAUCGGUGUUGUGCCGCAAGAUACUUCCCUUUUCAACAACACAAUUUAUCAUAACAUUGCAUACGGUCAGAUAACUGCUGAUCGGGACAAGGUUGAAUCCGCAGCUAAGCGUGCACGUAUACAUAAUGUUAUUAUGUCAUUGCCAGACAAAUACAAAACGCUCGUAGGUGAACGAGGCUUAAUGCUUUCUGGAGGCGAAAAACAGAGAAUUGCGUUAGCAAGAACAAUCCUGAAAGAUCCUCCGAUAAUAUUUUUUGACGAAGCGACUUCUGCUUUGGAUACACAUACUGAACAAUCGCUUUUAUCUAAUAUCCGAAGUAUCCUUCAGGAGAGUCAAAAAACUAGCAUGUUUGUUGCACAUCACUUAAGUUCUAUUGCCGAUGCGGAUAAAAUAAUCGUAUUAAGAGAUGGAGCUAUAGUGGAACAAGGAACUCAUGAUGUUCUUAUGCAAAAAGAGGACGGUAUUUAUCGAGAAAUGUGGUUCACACAAGAAAUGUCCGAUCCCGCCUUUGAGGAAGAGGAGGAGAUCUCCGAAUUUUAUAAAGAAAUUUAA
Molecule: messenger RNA, 1962 nt
Organism: Rhizophagus irregularis DAOM 181602=DAOM 197198
Lineage: Eukaryota; Fungi; Glomeromycota; Glomeromycetes; Glomerales; Glomeraceae
Source: RefSeq, a predicted model, not a curated record